Sinocyclocheilus rhinocerous is the source of this 2169-nucleotide messenger RNA. RefSeq names its product transcription factor 4-like. The record is from RefSeq and is a predicted model, not a curated record. The coding region runs from base 490 to 2169 and encodes 559 amino acids. Gene Ontology annotation, biological process: regulation of transcription by RNA polymerase II. The transcript is spliced from 19 exons. Lineage: Eukaryota; Metazoa; Chordata; Actinopteri; Cypriniformes; Cyprinidae. Gene Ontology annotation, molecular function: RNA polymerase II cis-regulatory region sequence-specific DNA binding; DNA-binding transcription factor activity, RNA polymerase II-specific. Gene Ontology annotation, cellular component: chromatin; transcription regulator complex.
GUUUAAUAGAAGUUCGUGGCAGUCAAAGUUAGGCUUUCUGUGUCUGUACGGAGCGCUCCUGCAGUAGGUGGCUGUACGCGGCGCGCGCUGAACGCUCCUUCACCGUCCUGUCAAUAAAACACUCCACGAGCCGAACGAAGCUCAUUACGCGCAGAUCUGCGUGUUUAUUUAAUCCACAUUCCCCCUCAGUUAGUGAUCGCGUGUCUUGAUUCGGAUUGUUGAAGCCGCGCGCUGGAGGGACACUUGGAGAGACUUGCUCGCGAUCGUGCUACCGGACUCCUGCGCGUCUGCUUCACCUUGUGGCACAAUGUUGCUCUAAACCACAGUGUCUUUUUCACGCAGAGUGGAUUUUUUGGGUCUCGAUCGUGCCGUGGGUCCGUGUGUGUGCGCGAGUGUGUGUUUCUGAAGACCAGGCACGCUCCUCCUGAUCGGGUGUUUUCUCAUUGCGAUCUGUUUCCAUGUUUUUAGGUUUAUGUGAUAUUUAAAAAAAUGCAUCAUCACCAUCAUCAUCCCCAUCAUCAUCAGAGAAUGGCCGCGUUAGGGACGGAUAAAGAACUGAGCGAUUUGCUGGAUUUCAGCGCGAUGCCAAACAGCGAUUUGAAAAUGUACCCCACACCAAUGAUGUUUUCCCCUCCUGUCAGCAGCGGGAAGAACGGACCGACGUCUCUGGGAAGCGGACAUUUCUCUGGCUCAAAUCUGGAAGACAGAGCGAGUUCGUCUUGGGGGAAUGGAGUUCGUGCCACAAAGAAUUACGCUGAUGGCUCUCAGUACGGUCACAUGGCCAGUCGGGAGCUGGGGUCACAUGACAGCAUCUCUCCGCCGUACACCAACUCCAGAUUAGCAGGUAAAACGGAGCGAGCGUCAUAUUCGUACGGACGGGACCCCAGCAUUCACGGCUGUCAGUCGAGUCUCAUGGGAGGCGAGGUGGGGAUGGUCAGUCCGGAGACGGUGUCUCCCACCAAACUGGGCUCCCAGUAUUACCAGCAUUACGCAGGAAACCCGCGGCGACGAGCCCUUCACAGCGACUCCAUGGAAGUCCAGACGAAAAAGGUUCGGAAAGUUCCUCCCGGAUUGCCCUCAUCAGUAUACGCCCCGUCCGCCAGCACUGCCGAUUAUAACCGGGACUCACCGGGUUACCCAUCCUCUAAAGCACCGGGCAGCAGCUUUCCUGGUUCCUUCUUUAUGCCAGACGGUCAUCACAGUACAGACCCAUGGAGCUCGUCCGGCGGUAUGAACCAGCCCGGAUACAACAGCAUGCUGGGAAACUCCACACACAGCGCUCAGAGCAGCAGCUACUGCGGCAUGCAUCCACACGACAGACUCAGUUACCCGUCACACUCGUCAGCUGAGAUCAACCCCAGUCUUCCUCCCAUGUCCAGUUUCCAUCGCAGCGGCGGGACGAAUCACUACAGCGCGGCGUCCUGCUCCGCCACCACUAACGGGACAGACAGCGUCAUGGCGAAUCGAACAUCGAGCAGAGCGGCAAGCAGCUCACAGACGGGAGACGCGUUAGGAAAGGCUCUGGCUUCAAUCUAUUCCCCCGAUCACACCAAUAACAGCUUCUCAUCCAACCCGUCCACUCCUGUGGGAUCUCCUCCCUCGCUCACAGCUGCCAGUACAGCCGUCUGGUCCAGAAACGGUCAGGGAGCCUCGUCCCCGAGUUACGAGCCGCCGCUGCACUCGCUGCAGAGUCGUAUCGAGGACAGGCUGGAGCGUCUGGACGAUGCGAUCCACGUGUUGCGCAGUCAUGCGGUCGGUCCGUCCACAGCGAUGCCCGGCGCUCACGCAGACAUGCAUGUCAUGUCAUCAGCCUUAUUGCUUCUGAAGUUCUGCAGAUUACUUGAAAAGUGUGUGUUGCCCUCUAAAGCGGCGACUGGAGACACAGCGCUCUCCGGAGGUCUGCAGGGUCAGAGCACCUCGUCUGUGAGCUCGGAGAUCAAAUCUGAAGACGAGGGAGACGAGAACCUGCAGGACGGAAAAUCUCUGGAUAGCAAGAAGGAGGACGUGGACGGCAAGGAUCUGAAAGCUCUAGAGAGGUCAAGAUCGAGCUGUGCCUCGCGGAACUCCUUACGGAAAAACAACAGAAGAGAAUUAGGAAAUUCCCAAUCAGUCGGGACGAGAGGAGCUGUCAAUCAAACGACCAAGAUGGGAUUCGGCUGCAGAAUUUGA